GUUAACCUUACAACAUAGAAUCAGAUGGGAAGUGGAGUAUCUGCUAGUAGAAGCAAAGUGAAGACCAUUCAGAUAAAAGGAGAACUCCCUAGACAAACGUUUUUAGAAAGCAAUGACGACGUUGACAAUGGGCGCGAUGCCUCUAUCAAUGAAUUAGGCAGCUUGAAUUCUGACGCACCUGAUCAGCUGUUUGGCUGCGUUGUCAAUAAUGAGAGAGAAACUCAGAAUGAUGGUGUCGGUAGACGAGAUCUAGAGACUCAAACGUUGAGAAGAAAACUGGAAGAAGCUGAGAAGAGAGCACAACGAGCAGAAAGUGAACUGUUAUUGCACAAGUCUGUUGCAGUUGGUGGUGUUUUAGCUGCAGACGUUAAGCAUGUCAACAUCAACCACAGAGACAAUCAAACAGUAGCAAAAAUUCACGCCCAAAUUGUAGAAAAACUAGAAUCUGAGUUAAGGACGGCAGCUGAGGAAAUGAUUGCGAUGAGAAGUCGAUAUGACAAGAAAAUACGACGAUUGCGAUCAAACUCGGCAAAGACAAAGGCUGAGAGUCAAGUUACCAUUAUUGAAUUGAGUGAAGAGAACUCUCGACUUGUGGAAGAAAAUGCAUCUCUUCUGGCCCAAAUUGACAACUGUAAUAGAAGACUCCACCAGACAAGUACAUCAUACGCACUUCCUAGGACAUCCGACAUCGAAGAAGAGACAAUGACUGACUCGCGAACAAAGCUUAUCAUCGAGCUUUCACAUCAAGUCUCUCAGUUGGAUGAAGAGCUGCAACAAGCCAAAGCCACUAUCACCAAACUAAAAUCAAACCACAGCCACCGCAUCAGCAGUGCAACAUCCAGAAAGUCAUCCAAGAAGCUCGGUGAAAGAACAUCAAAUGACACGUCGACACUCUCAAGAGACAGUUUGUUAGAUGAAACAUAG
Molecule: messenger RNA, 924 nt
Organism: Corticium candelabrum
Lineage: Eukaryota; Metazoa; Porifera; Homoscleromorpha; Homosclerophorida; Plakinidae
Product: coiled-coil domain-containing protein 192-like
Exons: 5
Coding region: 25-924 (299 amino acids)
Source: RefSeq, a predicted model, not a curated record